This is a messenger RNA of Gadus morhua (Atlantic cod), 1743 nucleotides long. It is a transcript of the gene ypel3, whose product is annotated as yippee-like 3. The coding region runs from base 393 to 752 and encodes 119 amino acids. The record is from RefSeq and is a predicted model, not a curated record. Lineage: Eukaryota; Metazoa; Chordata; Actinopteri; Gadiformes; Gadidae. The transcript has 5 exons.
ACUAGGUGGCGCGGACGCACUUCCGCCAGUCUGUGUUUUGGUAAACAAGGAUAUUUUUUUCUCCCGCCACGGCCGCGAAAAUAACCUUUCUCGAGCGAGACGACGUUGAAAUAUUAAUUAAAUAACGACAUCGAAGUGAGUUUCGAGUUGGACCAGAUCUGUGAGCCAGGGGUGUGAAGGGGCUGAGGGAUCUGUUGGAGGGAUCGACUCCCGAGCGAUCCUUUAUGUGUGGAUCCGCAGCGCAUGGUCUGCCCCCCCCAGGAACAAGCAGCUCUCCGCAGGGUCCCCGUGUUUCUCCAGACGGCUUAACAGUCCAUCGGAUGACGGUCAGCUAACCCACGAAGCCCCACCGUGAAAACCCCACUAUCCGGGUGAAGACCCCACUAUCCGACAUGGUGAAGCUGACCAAGGCCAAGACCUUCCAGGCCUACCUGGACUCCUGCCACCGUCGCUACAGCUGUGUCCACUGCCGCGCACACCUGGCCAACCAUGACGACCUCAUCUCCAAGUCUUUCCAGGGGAGCCAGGGACGAGCCUACCUCUUCAACUCUGUCGUGAACGUGGGCUGCGGGGCGGCCGAGGAGAGACUGCUGCUGACGGGGCUCCACGCUGUGGCCGACAUCUACUGUGAGAACUGUCACACCACCCUGGGCUGGAAAUACGAGCAAGCCUUCGAGCUGAGCCAGAAGUACAAGGAGGGGAAGUUCAUCAUCGAGCUGUCCCACAUGAUCAAGGACAACGGCUGGGACUGAGGGCGGGGCCGCGGGGAGGCACGCCUCUCGCCCCCUCAAAGCUCCACCCCUUUCGACCUUAAAAAAGGGUUUCAGUGUCGCUUCAUCAGCAGCUCCGCCCUCAAGCCGGCGCUCGCGCCAUGCCCCGCCCCCUUUCCCCUCCUACAGCUUUCCCGAGAGUAGCAUGUGAUGCGAGAUAUAUCUCUAUAUAUAUAUACCCUUUCACCGUCCAUGUGUAUUGUAUAGUCCAACGACCACCGGAGCACAUUUGCUUGUCUUGACCUAAUUCAAUAGUAUCGCUGGGACCGGGAACCACGUGGAGGCCAGUGAGAGAAAGACCGGGUGAUGGAGACACACACACACACACGGUGUGUGUGUGUGUGUGCGUGCGUGUAUGCAUGUGUGUGUGCGCGUGCGUGUAGAGUGGAUAGUCUCACUCUGCUGGGAGUGACGUCAUCUAAGGAUUUAAAACAUUGAAUCAUUUAAUCUUCGUACAAGCUGGAUUCGAACGCAGGCUUAGCUUUUGUUAUUUAGCAGGUGCGCUUGGUGGUGCACCUCUUCAAAGCCCGCUGGGCGGAUGUCGGAUCCACCUGGGCGACCGUGAGCAGGUUCACGGAAUAUUCUGUCGAUUCUCCUUCUUUCUUUUUGCAUUGCUGUUUUGUAAUCAAUUUUUUAAAUCAAAGUGUAUCAAAGGAAUGUUAAACGUUGAGGUCUCUGCUGCGGCUGAGCCGACAUGGAUGGUAAGGGUCGUCUGCCCGCGGGAGACCUAGUAGAAUGAAGUGUUGUCCGCUGCAGCAGGGAACACGCUCACAGCCUCCUCUGGGGGACAUCGAAAAUAGAACUCUUUUACUCUUGUGUUGAUGUUGUCAAUCAUAAGUCAUGUGAGUUACAUAACAUGGAGAGCAUUCACCUGAUUAUGUUAAAUCGGUAAGACUGCAAAUGUUUGGACUUUAGCAUAUUUAUGUUGAUUUUUAAUGUCGGCUACAUUCAUUAAAGUGGAUAUUUUAACCAA